CCCGCUCCCAGAUUUCCAGCUUCUGGUUUCCAUUCAAGCUCUUCUUCCUCCCUUCCCUCUCAUCUCUCUCUGUCCAAAAACAUAUCUUUGAUUCUCUUCUAAACCCUUAUCGAUUCAAUUCCGGUUCAACUCAAUUUUGCUGAAUAAAACUUGUUGAGCUCAUCUUUUAUGGCCACAAUUACCGCACCAAAACCAACCCCUUUCUUGCUUGAAUCCAACCUCAAAUGGAACCCUUUGUUGCCCUCCCAAAAUCCCUUUAAACCGUUCUUUAAUUCCCCCAAAAUUUCCCCAGCAUUCAAGCUUAAUAGCCAUAAACCCUCUAGAAUUUGCAGUCCCAAAUGUUUCUUCUCCAAUAAUUCUACAUCCAAUGUUGAUGGCGAUGCUGGCAAUUUUUGUUUCUUCAAGAAAACAGAGUCAUCAGUGGAAAUACAAGAGAAUCCUGUUGAUAAAUUUGCUAAAUUUAUCUUAAAAGCCUUUAAAGCUCUGCAAAAGCCGGCAGUGGCGGCAGUUCUUGUAGGAUUGUUGUUAAUGUAUGACCCCAAUUCAGCAUUGGCUGCCUCAGGUGGGAGAGUGGGGGGCAAAUCAUUUUCUUCGUCCAGGUCUUAUUCAUCGUCAUCAUCAAGGAGUUAUUCUGUGCCUAGGAUGUCCGGUGGCUCGAGUUUUUCAUAUUCUGCGCCGUAUUAUGCUCCCUCACCAUUUGGAUUUGGUGGUGGUGGUGUCUAUGUAGGACCUGCAGUUGGUUUUGGUUCGAGUUUUUUCUUGAUUAUGGUGGGAUUUGCAGCGUUUGUAUUGGUCUCAGGGUUCUUGUCGGACAGGUCGGAAGGUGGUGUGCUUACUGCUACUGGGAAGACUAGUGUUCUCAAGCUGCAAGUUGGCUUGUUGGGCUUGGGGAGAACUCUCCAAAGAGAUCUUGACCGAAUUGCUGAAACUGCAGAUACAUCCAGCCCAGAGGGUUUAUGCUAUGUGUUGACUGAGACUACACUAGCUUUGCUGCGGCAUCCUGAUUAUUGUAUAUCAGCUUAUUCAUCUGCUGAUGUUAAGAGGAGCAUGGAUGAAGGGGAAAAACGAUUCAAUAAGCUUUCCAUUGAAGAACGUGGCAAGUUCGACGAGGAGACCCUUGUCAAUGUGAACAACAUAAAAAAGCGAAGUUCAACAGGCCAGAGAGCAAGCGGCUUUAGUAAUGAGUACAUUGUGGUAACAAUAUUGGUGGCUGCUGAAGGCGUGCAUAAGCUGCCUACCAUCAAUAGUAGUUCAGACUUGAAGGAAGCAUUACAAAAGCUUGCCUCAAUUCCUUCAAGUAAAACCUUGGCCGUUGAGGUCUUAUGGACUCCCCAAAAUGAAGAUGACGCAUUAUCAGAGCGAGAGUUGCUUCAAGAUUACCCCUUGUUGCGGCCUCUAUGAAAUAAAAGACUGCCACGCCUUCAAGUUCUACAGAGGAGGCUUUAAACAAGCCUCUCUUCGUAUUCAGAGUAUGGUUGAUCAUAGAAUCAGAAGCUCAGUGAAGUAUCUAGUACUGUAAGUCACAAUUGUGCAAAGGUUCCUUCACUGAAACUAGUUUUGUUGAAGUGCCCCCCAACUAGAGUACAUACCAAAGCGAGGCUGUACAUAAAACACGUGCAAUAACAAACAAUUCUCUUCUAAAUUUUGAGGUAGUUUCACAUCAAUCCGAGUUAUAUCUCUCCUCCUGAUUGACAUGAGUUUCAUUUCCUUUGAAUUAUUACGUUGUGUAUAUACUACCCAUAAAACAACAGCUAUGGCAGAAAUUAGCCACAUUCUGUGCAGCAUAUGCCAAGGGGACUAUUCUAAUAUGACCUUAUACAGUGGUAAUUGAAACAUCAA
This is a messenger RNA of Coffea eugenioides, 1839 nucleotides long. RefSeq lists its product as uncharacterized. Gene Ontology annotation, cellular component: chloroplast. NCBI's taxonomy places the organism in Eukaryota, Viridiplantae, Streptophyta, Magnoliopsida, Gentianales, Rubiaceae. The record is from RefSeq and is a predicted model, not a curated record. The coding region runs from base 169 to 1401 and encodes 410 amino acids. The transcript has 6 exons.